AUGUUCGCAAUUAUUUUCAACUCGGACGGGCCACCAUGUACAUUUGAGGACAUGUCCGCAAAUAUUUUCAAAUCGGAAGGCCCACUAUGUACGUUUGAGGACAUGUUUACAACUAUUUUCAACUCGCAGGGGCCACUAUGUACUUUUGAGAACAUGUUCGCAACUAGUUUCAACUCAGACGGGCCACUAUGUACUUUUGAGGACAUGUUCGCAACUAUUAUCAACUCGGACGGGCCACUAUGUACUUUUGAGGACAUGUUCGCAAAUAUUUUCAGCUCGGACGGGCCAUUAUGUACUUUUGAGGACAUGUUCGCAACUAUUUUCAACUCGGACAGGCCACUAUGUACUUUUGAGGACACGGUCGCGACUAUUUUCAACUCGGACGGGCCAUUAUGUACUUUUGAGGACACGUUCGCAACUAUUUUCAACUCGGACGGGCCACUAUGUAGUUUUGAGGACAUGUUCGCAACUAUUAUCAACUCGGACGGGCCACUAUGUACUUUUGAGGACAUGUUCGCAACUAUUUUCAACUCGGACGGGCCACUAUGUACUUUUGAGGACAUGUUUGCAACUACUUUCAACUCGGACGGGCCACUAUGUACUUUUGAGGACACGGUCGCGACUAUUUUCAACUCGGACGGGCCACUAUGUACUUUUGAGGACACAGUCGCGACUAUUUUCAACUCGGACGGGCCACUAUGUACUUUUGAGGACACGGUCGCGACUAUUUUCAACUCGGACGGGCCACUAUGUAUUUUUGAGGACACGGUCGCGACGAUUUUCAACUCGGACGGGCCACUAUGUACUUUUGAGGACACGGUCGCGACUAUUUUCAACUCGGACGGGCCACUAUGUACUUUUGAGGACACGGUCGCGACUAUUAUCAACUCGGACGGGCCACUAUGUACUUUUGAGGACACCUUCGCAAAUAUUUUCAACUCGGACGGGCCACUAUGUACUUUUGAGGACACGGUCGCGACGAUUUUCAACUCGGACGGGCCACUAUGUACUUUUGAGGACACGGUCGCGACUAUUUUCAACUCGGACGGGUCACUAUGUACUUUUGAGGACACGGUCGCGACUAUUAUCAACUCGGACGGGCCACUAUGUACUUCUGAGGACACCUUCGCAAAUAUUUUCAACUCGGACGGGCCACUAUGUACUUUUGAGGACACGGUCGCGACGAUUUUCAACUCGGACGGGCCACUAUGUACUUUUGAGGACACGGUCGCGACUAUUUUCAACUCGGACGGGUCACUAUGUACUUUUGAGGACACGGUCGCGACUAUUAUCAACUCGGACGGGCCACUAUGUACUUUUGAGGACACCUUCGCAAAUAUUUUCAACUCGGACGGGCCACUAUGUACUUUUGAGGACACGGUCGCGACUAUUUUCAACUCGGACGGGCCACUAUGUACUUUUGAGGACACGGUCGCGACUAUUUUCAACUCGGACGGGCCACUAUGUACUUUUGAGGACACGGUCGCGACUAUUUUCAACUCGGACGGGCCACUAUGUACUUUUGAGGACACGGUCGCGACUAUUUUCAACUCGGACGGGCCACUAUGUACUUUUGAGGACACGGUCGCGACUAUUUUCAACUCGGACGGGCCACUACGUACUUUUGAGGACACGGUCGCGACUAUUUUCAACUCGGACGGGCCACUAUGUACUUUUGAGGACACGGUCGCGACUAUUUUCAACUCGGACGGGCCACUAUGUACUUUUGAGGACACGGUCGCGACUAUUUUCAACUCGGACUGGCCACUAUGUACUUUUGAGGACACGGUCGCGACUAUUUUAAACUCGGACGGGCCAGUAUGUACUUUUGAGGACACGGUCGCGACUAUUUUAAACUCGGACGGGCCACUAUGUACUUUUGAGGACACGGUCGCGACUAUUUUAAACUCGGACGGGCCACUAUGUACUUUUGACGACACGGUCGCGACUGUUUUCAACUCGGACGGGCCACUAUGUACUUUUGAGGACACGGUCGCGACUGUUUUCAACUCGGACGGGCCACUAUGUACUUUUGAGGACACGGUCGCGACUAUUUUCAACUCGGGCGGGCCACUAUGUACUUUUGAGGACACGGUCGCGACUGUUUUCAACUCGGACGGGCCACUAUGUACUUUUGAGGACACGGUCGCGACUAUUUUCAACUCGGGCGGGCCACUAUGUACUUUUGAGGACACGGUCGCGACUAUUUUCAACUCGGACGGGCCACUAUGUACCUUUGAGGACACGGUCGCGACUAUUUUCAACUCGGACGGGCCACUAUGUACUUUUGAGGACACGGUCGCGACUGUUUUCAACUCGGACGGGCCACUAUGUACUUUUGAGGACACGGUCGCGACUAUUUUCAACUCGGACGGGCCACUAUGUACUUUUGAGGACACGAUCGCGACUAUUUUCAACUCGGUCGGGCCACUAUGUACUUUUGAGGACACGGUCGCGACUAUUUUCAACUCGGACGGGCCAUUAUGUACUGUAUUACAACGCUUGCUUUUGGUGACAUCGUGGCCGCCGGUCUGCUCGCCUCCUCAGCUGAUUUGCUCGGAAUAUAUUUUAAUUUGA
Messenger RNA from Ornithodoros turicata, 2577 nucleotides. RefSeq lists its product as uncharacterized. The coding region runs from base 1 to 2577 and encodes 858 amino acids. The record is from RefSeq and is a predicted model, not a curated record. The transcript has a single exon. Lineage: Eukaryota; Metazoa; Arthropoda; Arachnida; Ixodida; Argasidae.